Molecule: messenger RNA, 1378 nt
Organism: Dothidotthia symphoricarpi CBS 119687
Lineage: Eukaryota; Fungi; Ascomycota; Dothideomycetes; Pleosporales; Dothidotthiaceae
Product: protein serine/threonine phosphatase 2C
Exons: 4
Coding region: 90-1136 (348 amino acids)
Biological process (GO): protein dephosphorylation
Molecular function (GO): cation binding; protein serine/threonine phosphatase activity
Source: RefSeq, a predicted model, not a curated record
UCAAACUCCAAGGAGACCAUUAAGAAAACCGCACAAUAUAAGACCCUCUUUCCACGGCCGCACUCACUCUCUGAAGACACAUACCGAAAAUGGACAAAGUUCAGAUUGUCGACGUCGGAAUAUCCAGGAUCCAGGGCGACAGGGAUCACCAAGAGGACCGAUAUGUUGCGUUGAUGCCAGGCCAAGUGCCCUCGCGGAAGGAUUUGGCAAUAUUUGCGAUUUACGACGGCCAUGGGGGAGAUGAAACAGUCAACCAUAUGUAUCAAAACCUACUCAGACAUCUGGACACCCACCUACCCAACUUUCCAUCACCAUCAGCAGAAAGAUACAAGAUAGGUAUCCAAGGCGCUCUCACAGCAGAAGACCAGGAGCUCUCACUGCUCGACCUAAAAGGUGGUUCCACGGUCACACUCGUACUCAUUGACACCGCGCAAAACUUCCUCGUAGAAGCGAAUCUGGGCGACUCACAUGCCGUGUUUGCAGACUGUCCCGACAGUUUAGAGGAUGACUGGGAGUUCGCAAUCGUGAGUCGAGCGCACGAGCCUGAUGAACCGACAGAGAAGAAGAGAAUCGAAAAGGCGGGUGGUGAGGUUACGUAUAUCACAGGAAUCCCCCGAAUUGGUGCACUUUCCAUGUCCCGAGCCCUGGGCGAUCUGGACUACAAAUUACCACGGGUAAACAGACUCGCAGGACACGAUCUCUCUGACCUCGCUGGUGUCGAAACUGGACUCGCCCCGGGAAAGAGAGCCACUUCAAACCUCGUCUCCAUCCAGGCACAUUUCAGUGUACGCUACCUUACUGGAAAAUCCCUCAUCCUGUUGGCUUCCGAUGGCGUGGGCGAAGAGUCCGAUGCUUUAGAAGAGACAAAACUAGCAGUCGAGGCGCUAAAGAGCAAAACAUGCGCGAAAGAGAUUGCGGAGCGUGCUACAGAGCGGGCAAUAGUCAAGCCGGCUGCAGAUAACUGCACGGUGGUGGUUGUAGCGCUCGAUACGGAUGGAGAUGCGAUGAAUGGGAGGAUUCGUGUGAGGGAAGACAGCAUGGACAGUUUGUCGGCUGGAACACUAGAAAAGAAGAGGUCACGUAGGCGGUCGUCGAUAAGCUACGUUAAGGGCUCGCUCAACUUUCUGAGAAGCUGAGAAUGUUGUGCAGACAGGGGAGUCUGGAGUCUAAAGGGAACCAUACAAGCGCGGAACCAAGAUUGGAAAGGGUUUGGAUGUCGACGAGGCCUAUAUUUUGCGCUCUACCGAACGAUUUCAUACUUGAUUCCAUCGGCAAGCACAUAUUUCAAAAUAGCAGUGGGAGGUUUCUUUGUCUUAGUUGAUAUCCUGGGGUAUUUGGUACACUCAUCUCAUAUAUCUCAAUGCUAAUCCUUCCUCAC